GUUGGAUUCUGAUAGUUGCAAUAUCAAAGAGAAGCUAUUUUAUUAGAUUAUUUUUUGGGGCCUUUCUCAUGUUAUUGUAUUCUGAUGUUAUUGUACAGACCCGGGCAAUGGAUGGGACUUUCUGAUGUUAUUGUACAGACCCGGGCAAUGGAUGGGACUUUCUGAUGUUAUUGUACAGACCCGGGCAAUGGAUGGGACUUUAAAGACGACCUGAAAUUCUGAAGAUUUCAAGAAAACAUGGCAUCUAAACAGUUUUGUGAAAAAGCAAACUUUCAGACUUGUUUCAAAGGUACAAUCUGCUGUACCAGUAAGUUUGAUAAACCAUUCUCUCUGGUGAUAGUGCCGGAAGAAAAGAAUGAUGAGUUUGAUGAUAACCUUGAAAAGUAUGAAAACUAUGUUGCUCUGAACAUUGGACCGGAUGGUGCUGAGUUUAAAAUAAAACUGGGGGAAGAUAAACUUGAAACCUUGAAAACAUGCUCCAAUGGACUGGAAGAAGGAGUUAGGCAAACUUAUUGGUGGUCAUAUGACAAGGAUGGAAAGAAAUUGAAAUAUGGAAAAGGUCACACCAUGGAUAAAACAACAUUGAUGUCCUAUGCUUUUGAAGAUAGCUCUUAUGACAAAUUUAAACUCUUCUUAAAUCCCAACACUAACUGUAGGAGUACAGUUCUUCUCUAUGGUAGUUUGAAGGAUUGCAAACAGGACAAAAUUAAUGAAGGAUCCAUUGACUAUGAGCCUUUGAUCUUGGUUAACAAAGAGCCACUAACCUUUACUCCAUCUCCUAUUCUAAAGGAGUUUAAACCAGUUGAAUUGGACGAUUUGGAUGAAGCUGGCUACACUUUGCCCAUUAAACUACCCCUUGAGUGCGAAAAAAUUUUCAAAAACAUAAAAAAUAUCAAGGUUCUUGAUCCUCAUCUAAUAAAUCAAAUUAGAAACAGUAUUGAGACAGAAGGUUUAAAACUCAAUGAGGUACUUAAGGAAAAGUCGUAUUUGAGGAUUACUAUUGGAGAAAAUAGGGGGAACUCCCCUGGUUGUCCUAAUGUUCUAGAGAUAUGGCCAGCUGGGGCAGAAAGUCCAAUCCAUAACCAUGGAAGAUGCAGCGCAGUAAUCAAGGUACUCCAUGGAAGUAUUCAAUGCAGUAUCUUUAAUAAGAUCACAAACCCUCCAGCUAAGAGUCCAGAACAUCUUGACAUGUUUGUUGCUAGUGAGGGGGAUUACACCUGGAUGAAUGACCGCUGGUUCCAAACCCAUCAGCUAAAGAAUGUGUCUGAUGACUACUGUGCCACCCUUCAGUGCUAUCAGUAUGCUCCUGAGGACCCAACUCACUAUCCACAGUUUGAUUACUAUAAACAUGAGGAGCUAGCUAAGUUUGAACCAGGAUCAGAUCUUACCUUCGAGAAGAUGAAGAAGAUUGUUGCAAGGGAGUGGGAAGAUAAAGCACAAAAUGAGGUUGAAGAGAGGAAGCUGGUAGAUAUUAAGAGGAGAAUCACAAGUCUGAAUUCUAGUGGGAUCCAGACAAAGGACAUUAAGAAUCUUGAGAGCCGUGUCAAGAGAAUAGAGGAUUUAAAGAAUUUUAUAUAAAAUCUUGAAAAGGGAAUUUAAGUAGUCGACCUAUGUCAAGACUGAUAACUUCAUAACUUCAUAAAAUUUCCUUGAAAUUACAACUAUAUGUCUUCUUUAAUUAACAGUUCAUUUGUUAUUAUAAAGAUUGUAAAUGAUCAACAUUUAUUUUUAAAACAAGUUAAGAAUUCUAAAUUUCACUUUGACGGCAAAGAUAAAUCCAACAUUUUAUUACCGCAUAAAAUUUUAACAUGUUUAAUUAAGAUAAACAUGAGUUAUUAAACUUUAAAGUUUAAUUUUGGAAAGAUUGUGAAAUGGACAUUUUUGCAAACAUUAUAAAUGUUAUUGUAUUUGGGCAUUUGUAAAGCAGUAAUAUUUGCAUCUGUUCUUACAAGCUGUAGUUACAUCUGUUUUUAAAGGAGAAAUUUUUGCUUUUAUUCUUACAAGCUGUAUUAUUUGCUUCAUGUGUUUCUACAAGUAGUAAAUUUGCUUCAAUUCUUACAAGCUGUAUUAUUUACUUUAUCUGUUUCUACAAGUAGUAAAUUUGCUUUUAUUCUUACAAGCUGUAUUAUUUGCUUCAUGUGUUUCUACAAGUAGUAAAGGAAUUGAGUCUUUACCACAAACUAAAAUUUUCCCAUCUUUAUAACUUUGCAACCCAAUGUCGUAGACCUUAGAUAUUUCAAACUAUGAAUUCUGGUGGAUCAAAUAAUUUAAGUUUGAAAUAUCAAUGUUUUACACUAUCCAGUUGCAGAGAUAUUGGGUUUAACAAAUCUGAGUUUGUGACAAAAACUCAUUUCCUUUGCUUCAAUUCUUACAAGCUGUAUUAUUUACUUUAUCUGUUUUAACAAGUAGUCAAUUUGGCUUCUAUUCUCACAAGCUGUAUAAUUAUUUGCUUGUAAUUUUUGCUUCUAUUUUUAUUUACAAGCUGAAUUAUUUGCUUCAUCUGUUCUUACAAGCACUAAUAUUUGCAUCUGUUCUUAUAAGCUGUAAUAGUUACUACAUCUGUUUUUACAAGUAGUAAUUUUUGCUUCUAUUCUAUCAAGCUGAUUUAUUUGCUAUUUCUGUUCUUACAAGCAGUAAUUUAAGUUUCAGGGGUCGCGGGAUGCAGAUGUACUGUAAUAUCAUUUAAACUAACAGUCACAGAAUGCAGAUGAACUCUUACAAGCAGUAUAUGUAUAUAUAUUUUUCUGAAUUGUCACCACAUUUUGCUGCUUAUCUGAAUCCUUACCUUAAUCCUUAUCAGAAGAGGUGACAAUUAAUCAGAACAAAGCAAACCUAUAAGCAGUCUAAUGAACUGUGAAAUUUCAAGAAAUUUUCAGUUCUGAUAAUUAUUCUAAUCUGCGCAUGUAUGUUUGUUUUGCAACUUUAUUGUAAUUAAUUAUUGUUAUUAUUAAUUGAAUUUUUCUAAAACAUUGAUUUUAAGAAAAUUUAAAAAUAAUCUCUUCCAUUAUUUUAAAAAAUUUAAAUUUUUAAAACAAUGGAUAAGGUAUAAAUUAUAGAUUAACUUGAGUUUCAGCUUAAAUGCCAGCCCAAAUCACUUUCAACUUAAUUCAAACCAGAACUUCAAAUUACAGCUUGAAUAUCAAACUUGUUAAUUUUGGUGAUUUAAUUCAUCUUAACCCAUGAUCUCGUACUUUUUCUCCAUUUUGAGCAAGGAAAAAACAGACUUAACCCACCAAAUACAAUGAUUAAAUUAUUAAAUUUAUUUCCAUAACCAUUCAUUAAUUUAAAAGCUUUAAUUUCAGA
This is a messenger RNA of Eurytemora carolleeae, 3303 nucleotides long. RefSeq lists its product as uncharacterized. The record is from RefSeq and is a predicted model, not a curated record. Lineage: Eukaryota; Metazoa; Arthropoda; Copepoda; Calanoida; Temoridae. The transcript has 3 exons. The coding region runs from base 238 to 1578 and encodes 446 amino acids.